UGUAAUUGGAAAACUUCUUGCCUACAUGAGCCUUGUUCCUCUUAUCAUUCUGGUUGGAUUUGUGACUUUACUUCUUUUCAGAAGAGAGCUUCAUACAAUUACAUUCUUUGGUGGUAUAGUUUUGAGCGAAGGGGUUAAUUGGGUAGCAAAACACACCAUUCAAGAACCUAGACCAUGUAGGGGUGCUGAUACAUUACAUGCUGGUCUACGGACAGAGUAUGGAAUGCCAUCAAGUCAUUCACAAUUCAUGUGGUUUUUUGCUACUUACACAGUGCUAUUUAUUUACAUAAGACUACAUCAACCCAACAGUAAUCUAUAUAUUGAGCAGGUGUGGAGGCAUAUGGCAGCCAUUGGGGUUAUACUUUGUGCAUUACUAGUGUCUGGUAGCAGGGUGUAUCUGAAGUAUCACACAUUGCGACAGGUUGUAUGUGGAGGCCUAUUGGGAAUACUAUUGGCUGUGCCUUGGUUUACUAUCACGCAGGUGGUUCUAACACCGCUAUUUCCUUACCUGGUGUCCUGGCCUAUUUGUGAGUUUUUCCUGAUCCGUGACUCAACCCUCAUUCCCAACGUGCUCUGGUUUGAAUAUACCACUGCAAGGACAGAAGCCAGGACGAGGCAGAGGAAGCUCGGAAACAAGAUGUCAUGACGGAGCAUUUGAUUUGAAACCCGCUGCUCCCUCUGAUCGACCUGACAGUGACUGUGUGUACAUUCUGCUAAUCAGCCCGAUGACCGAAUCAAACAGUCCUAUUAAGCACGCAUUGGCGAUAUUUAACACUUUUAAUCUCAUUGACGAGAGAGCUGGCACUUCAUCAAUGUAUUUUACAUAUAUGAGAAGUAUUUUUUAUGUAAGAGAAGAUAUUAUCAUAUAAUAUUAUGCAUUCUCUUGAUUGAUUAUUAUCAAGAAAGUAAUGAAGAAUAGACAUGUGAACUAAAGGCAACUUGUCAAAGGUCUUUGCUGCGUCUUUCAGUAGUAUAAAGGCAGCCUGCUUUUAUAGCAGCUAUCCCGUAUUCCCCAUUAUUGUGUUAAUGAUGAAAUGUGAGGUUUGGUAAUGAAAAGCUGCUUGUGACAUUUCCUGUCAAAAAGACGUAGCUCUGUGACUUUUGACAAGGUGCCUGUAGUGAUUCAGUUUAAGGGGAGUCCAACCCAAAUAAAAACUUGUUUUUUAAAGGAAAAUGAAAAAUCAGACAAGUUGAUAGGUGGAAGUUUGAACAAUAUCGCAUAAACAAUUAGAAAGUUAUGAAUUUUUAAAAGUUGUAAAAAUUGGUAAUUGCUAUACCCAUGGAGACUUCAAAUUUGCCGCAUAGGUGAUGUUAUAGUGAUGUAAGGCAAGGACUACUCUUCCAUGUACUAUAAUACAUAAAAUGUCAAAAAAAAAAUCAAAAGUUCAAAUUCUGUUUUUCUUUCAUGAGGACAUAAAACAACAAACUACCUGGGUUAUAUUUAGAUUACUGCCCCAGGGGAAUGGGUACUUAGGAGAAAACCACAAAUCCCUGAUAAUAAAGUACAUGGCCUAUGGGAAAGUUAUCCUUGGCCCUUGUCAUAAUUUACUUAACCAGUUGCCAAUUUGAAGUCUAUAUAGUCUUAGGGAUCUCAAUUUUAAAGCAGCCAUAACUUUCUUAUUGCUUGUCCGAUUUUUUUCAAACUUUUAUCAUUGUGUUUUAUUUAUUUUUCUUUCCAACACAACAUUUAUGACCAAGGCUGGAUUCCCCUUUAAAGGACAAGUCAACCCCAACAAAAAGUUGAUUUGAAUAACAAGAGAAAAAUACAACAAGCAUAAUGCUGAAAAUUUCAUCAAAAUCUGAUGUAAAAUAAGAAAGUUAUGACAUUUUAAAGUUAAGCUUAUUUUUCACAAAAUAGUUAUAUGCACAAUUUAGUCACAUGCAAUUGAGAGAAUCGAUGAUGUCCCUCACUAUUUCUUUUGUUUUUUAUUGUUUAAAUAAUACAAUAUUUCAAUUUUUACAGAUUUGACAAUAAGGACCAACUCGACUGAACCAUAUAAUGUUAAACAAUGGUAAUUCCACAUGUUUAGUGAGAAAUAAAACUUUGUUUCACAGGACAAUGAGGAGAAAAUGAGAAUAUUUCUUAUGAUAAAAUACAAAAGAAAAAGUGAGUGAGUGAUGUCAUCAGUUCCCUCAUUUGCAUACCGACCGGGAUGUGCAUAUAACUAUUAUGUGAAAUUAAACAAAACUUUAAAAUGUCAUAACUUUCUUAUUUUACAUCCGAUUUUGAUGAAAGUUUCAGUGUUAUGCUUGUUAGAUUUUUCUCUUUUUAUUCAAAUCAACUUUUUGUUUGGGUGGACUUUUCCUUUAAGGGAUCAUAUUUCUUUCCUGGUUAAACCUAGCAAAGAAGCUAUUUAUCCAUCAUAAUAGAGUUCAUUUACAUUACUUGUUACUAUGGCUUGUUGACUUUAGGCAAGCCUUUUGAAUGUCCAUGGUAUGACAUAAAAAUAUUUUGCGGAGUUGAAAAGUUAAUUAUUAAUUGUUGAUCAUUAAAAGAUGAAUUUUUAAAAAAUCAUUGGAAUUUUUAAAGCCAUGAUGAUCAAUUAUUUGAAAGGCUGUUGUUCGUACAGUACAGUGCUUGCCAUACAUCAAAUUUGUGAUUUGUGAAGCCAUACUAAACAAACUGCUUUAUGAGCCUCACCCCCCCCCCCCCUUAAUUGCGUUUUCAGCAAUUGAUUUUAUUUUACUGCUUUCAAAUAAGCUCACAAAUUUCAACUAGGAUUUUUGCGUGGAUCAGGGCUUUGGCUUCAAAUUGGUUUUGAUUUAUUAGUUUGAAAUCAAUACAUGUGAGAAGCAAAAGUGAGAAAAUCAUGUUGUGCACAUGAGCUGGCAUUCUCAGUUGACCUGAGAUUACUUCUCAAACCACACUCUUAUGAAGUGCCGAUGUUUAACUACUUCACCUAGUACAGGGGUCCAUUGCAGACAGAACUGUGUUAAUGCAACCAACAAAAGUUUUAGCACAACUAAAAAAAAAGUUUUUUGCAAGUUCCAAGUACAGGUUUUGAUUGGUUUAAUAAUGUUGCAUUUGAUCUUUGGAGUUGUAUUUAAUUUGAUUUCUUUCUCUAACGGACCCCAGAUUCAUGGUAAUCAUGAAGUGGAAAAUGUCCAAGAUAAAUUUUGAAAUGAAAGGGGAAUAAAAGGAUAAGAAUUUCAUUGAUUGUCAUG
This is a messenger RNA of Lytechinus pictus (painted urchin), 3165 nucleotides long. RefSeq names its product dolichyldiphosphatase 1-like. The transcript has 7 exons. The coding region runs from base 26 to 646 and encodes 206 amino acids. Gene Ontology annotation, cellular component: intracellular membrane-bounded organelle; endoplasmic reticulum membrane. The record is from RefSeq and is a predicted model, not a curated record. Gene Ontology annotation, molecular function: dolichyldiphosphatase activity. NCBI's taxonomy places the organism in Eukaryota, Metazoa, Echinodermata, Echinoidea, Temnopleuroida, Toxopneustidae. Gene Ontology annotation, biological process: protein N-linked glycosylation; lipid biosynthetic process.